Molecule: messenger RNA, 414 nt
Organism: Acanthoscelides obtectus
Lineage: Eukaryota; Metazoa; Arthropoda; Insecta; Coleoptera; Chrysomelidae
Source: the annotation of a GenBank genome assembly
AUGUGCCUUUUAUGCAAUAAAGUUUUGGGCAAUGACGCUAUGAAACCAUCUAAACUGCAAGAUCAUCUGAGAAGAUUCCACCCUGAUAAAACAGAGAAAAGAAAGAAAUACUUUCAAACACUCAAAGAUACAUUUCAGAAGAGUCCUACACUGGACAGAAUGUUCGCUUCGACGUCACAAAGAAAUGAUGAUGGUUUGCGGGCGUCUUACAAUAUCUCGUUACUUAUAGCAAAAUCCGGAAAACCGCAUACUAUCGGAGAGAAGUUAAUUUUGCUAGCCGUUAAAGAGGUUUUAAAAACUGUUUUACACAAACCUGCAUCUGAUAUCAUUAAAAGAAUUACCUUAAGCAACAAUACUGCUAAAAGACGUAUUGAUGAAAUGAGGUCUGAUAUUGAAAGCUUCUUUCUUAUGUAA